Messenger RNA from Cylicostephanus goldi, 246 nucleotides. The record is from the annotation of a GenBank genome assembly. NCBI's taxonomy places the organism in Eukaryota, Metazoa, Nematoda, Chromadorea, Rhabditida, Strongylidae.
AUGGUAUUUUCGAGAUACUACUAUAAUACGAAAAUUCUGCUGCCGGUGAGCGGUCGACGUCUCGUGUACAAGUUCGGUCCAUCGGCACGUGGAUGGUCUUCGCACGAACCGAUUCUCUUCCCCGGUUACGGUAGCAAUGUCACCUACAGCAGCGACGAAGAAGAGGUGGCUAGUGGCGAGAACCUAACCGGCUAUACCUCUUUCGAUGUCGAGUAUCCCAUCAAGUACCGAGAACUUCCGGUUUAG